GAUAUAUUGUUGGUUGUUGAAUCAGUUGGUAUCCAAAUAAUUGGCAAAAAACAAUUAUCCUGUUUUGAAACAAGUAAAUUUUUACCCUGGAAUACAAUUGAUGAUGUAUUUAUCAAUGAAGUUAUAAUUGGUCAACGAGUACUGUACUAUUUGACAUUUUUAAUAAAAGAUAUAUCUGUUGGUAAAAAUAAAGUUGAACUGGUACCAUUAUUUGUUGAAUUAAAACCAGAAAUAAAAUGCCUGGAAUACAUGUACGAACAUCUAGCCAAACUGAUUGGAACAAACAUGAAAAAGAUCAAGCAUUAACUGUACCAGGUUCAUACUGGUUAUGUCAUAAAAAAACAAUAUUUAAAUUUACAUUUAAAUACCCAAAGUAUAAUAGAAAUGUUAAAAAAAAAUUUCAACAUGAUAAAGAAUUGAUGAAAGUAAUCAGAAGAAUUAUUAAAUCACAACCAAUUUCAAAGCAAGGACAACAAUUUGGUACUCGUCAUCUUUUGGUGACAUACAAUCAUAGACCCUGGGAUCGUCAAGAUAAAAUAUUUGCAAAAUUAAAAUUUGAUGAAAAGCCAAAUGUCACUGUUUAUCAUAAUGAAUUUUUUUUAACUGUUAAAAUAUUACUUGUUGAUUUACGUCCUGAUAAUCGUCGUGAUUUUGUUGAUGGUCUUAUUGUUUAUGGUGAUAAAACAAAUGACACAAUUAUCAUUGAUCAAAACUCAACGACAAAUUCAAGUCUUGAUGAUUUAUCAAAUGACAAUUUAAAUAUAUCAAUUGAUAAAAAUAAUGAUGAAGAAAAAAUAACAGAUUCAUCAGUAACAAUUUAUGGUGAUCUUGAUAAUUCACCAUUAGAUCAAAGUGAAUCAGAAGUACCAAUAGAAAUUGAUUCAUCAUUAUCAUCACCAUUAAAUGACAUGCAAGAAACAAUUGAUAUGCCAUAUCAGUAUUUAAUUGAACGUGAUAUUGAAAAAUCAAAAACAUUAAAUAAACGUAAAUGUACUGUUGGUACAAAUUAUAAUUCAAUACCCAGUACAUUUAUCAUUCCUGAUGAAAAAAUAACUCAUGAAAAAUGUGAAACAAUUGUAUCAUCAUUUGGCAAUAACAAUGGUCAAACAAAUAUAGAUAAUAUUAUUGAUACAACAAAUGAAAGUAAAGAUAAAAAAUGUGAUAAAAUUAAACCACCACCAUUGAUACUACAAAAUGAUAAUAAUAAUUUUAAAAAUAUAUCAAAUGAAUUAAAUAAAAUAAUAAAAUUACCAAUUGAUAUAGAAGAAAAAAUGAAAUCACCAAUUAAAAUAAAUGAAAUGACACCAAUAAAAUCACCAUCAUCGUUUUUUAAAUUAACAUCAACACCAACACAAUCACCAUUAUCAAAAAAUCAUUCAAUAUCAAAUUUAAUUGAUCAAAUAACACCAAAAUCAGCAAAUAUAACUGAUCUUGUUAUGGAAGGUUUAAUGUUUACAAUAAGACAAGAUAAAGAUAGUUUAACUGUUGUUGAACAAAAAACAAAAUUAGAACCAGAUGAGGUACUUGAAAAUUCAGAAAAAAUUGAAACUCAAGAAGGUGCUGAAUGUCUAGUCAAUUCAAGUUUAUUAAAAUUAGAAAAUUUAAUAACAAAAAUUGAUAAAUCAAAUUCAAAUAAUAGUAAUAAUAAAAAUAAAAUAAAAAGCAAUAAUCUUCCAUGUUCAUAUUUUGGACAAAAUAUUGAUAAUCAUAAUUAUAAUGAUGAUUAUUUAAAUAAUAAAAAUAAUAAUAGCAAUGUUGUAUUAUUAAAUAGAAUGAGUAAAUCAGAAGUUGAUGAAUUUUUUUCACUUGCUAAAAAAAAUGUUUAUCCUGAUGAAACAAAAAAUAAAUCAAUUGAUUCAAUUUCAAUGGAUGUUGAUGAUUCAAAGAGUGAAUCUGGUGAAGUGAUUGAUUCAAAAAGUGAAUCUGCUAAAUCAAUUGAUUCAAUGCCAAUGGAUGUUGAGUAUAUCUACCCUGAUUUCAAGGAUGAUUGUCCAAAAGAAGUUGAAAAAAAUAAUAAAAAACAAAAAAAAAUAAAAGGAAGAAAUGUAAAAUCAACAGAUGAUAGUGAUACAGAUGUUAUUGAUGAUGAGGAUGAUGAUGACAAUGAUGAUGUAAAUAAAAAUGAUAAAACUGGUAAUGAAAGUGAUACACCAAGCAUGGCUGAUGAGGAUAUUAUACCAGAAGCAUUGCAAAAUAAAAUUGACAUAAAUCAUGAUGAAUCAAAUCUUCUUAUGGAUGAUCAUGAUGAUGGUGAUGAAGAGGAGGAAGAGAAUUAUUACACACCACCAGAUGUUUCAUUUAAAUCAAAAAAACUAAAAGCUAAAUCUCCAAGAAUUGUAUCAAAUGAAGUAGUUAGUUUUGAUUUAUCAACAUUACGUUCUGUUAAAUCAAACAGGAAAUCAACUGAUACAGAUAAAUCAAAUGAUGCAGAUAAAUCAAAUGAUACAGACAAAUCAAAUGAUAGUGAUGAUAAAACUACACCUGAAGAUUCUAACGUUCAAACUGAUGAUGAAAAAAUUAAUUCUGAUGAUACAAAAAUUAUUCAUGAAGAAGUAAAUGAUGAUAAUAAAAAUACCAAUUCUGAUGAAUUAAAAAUGCUUGACGAUAAUUCAAAAAUAGAAGAUGAAAAGAAAAUAGAAAAUACUGAAAUUUUAAAAGAUACAAAAUUGGAUGAUAAAAAAAUUACAAAUGACAAAGAAAAAUUAAUAAUAAACACAAAAAAGCUAGAUGAUUUGAAUGCUAAUGACAAGAGUCCAGAUAAUACAAAUAGUAUUAUCAAAAUGGAAAUUGAUAAUGACACUAAAUCAUCAAAUUCAUAUAAUAAAAGAUCGAGAAAAAAAUCUCCAGUUGUACCAAGAUUAACAAGAAAAAGUUUAUCAAUGAAACGUAAACUUGAAGAAUUAAAUAAGAAUGAUCAACCAAGAAAAGAUGUUGAAAUUGAAAUGUGGAAAUUUUUACAAGACAUGUCAAGAGGUGUUCGAGUUGUUGUAAAACGUCUUGAUUUAUCAGACAUGUCAAAUAUUGUUGCUAAAAAUUGUAUCAAAUAAUAAUAUAAUUUUAACUAUGUACAUACUUGUGAUAAACAAUUGUUCAUACAAUACUUGGAAUAAAAAUUAAAAAUAACAUAAUUUUAAUUAUUAAUAUUUACAUCUACUUGAAAUAUGUAGUUGUUUUAAUGAUAUUUAAAAUUCACAUUAUAAAAAUUAUCAUAUAAAAAUCAUAAUAAUAAAACUUGCUUAUUU
Molecule: messenger RNA, 3242 nt
Organism: Aphidius gifuensis
Lineage: Eukaryota; Metazoa; Arthropoda; Insecta; Hymenoptera; Braconidae
Product: protein PFC0760c-like
Exons: 2
Coding region: 237-3047 (936 amino acids)
Source: RefSeq, a predicted model, not a curated record